Messenger RNA from Drosophila grimshawi, 372 nucleotides. It is a transcript of the gene VhaM9.7-a, whose product is annotated as V-type proton ATPase subunit e 2. The record is from RefSeq and is a predicted model, not a curated record. NCBI's taxonomy places the organism in Eukaryota, Metazoa, Arthropoda, Insecta, Diptera, Drosophilidae. The transcript has a single exon. Gene Ontology annotation, biological process: proton transmembrane transport. Gene Ontology annotation, molecular function: proton-transporting ATPase activity, rotational mechanism. Gene Ontology annotation, cellular component: proton-transporting V-type ATPase, V0 domain; plasma membrane proton-transporting V-type ATPase complex. Bases 26 to 283 code for a protein of 85 amino acids.
GAGCUGUAAAUAAAAAUAAUUUAAGAUGGGCGCUGCGUUCUUCCCGUUGUUGUUUUUCACUGCCGUCUGGGGUGCUGUGGGCAUUGGUAUGCCAAUUAUGACACCGAAGGGACCACAUCAGAAUUUAAUACGUUGCAUCCUGAUGCUGACUGCGGCUUGCUGCUGGCUGUUCUGGCUCUGUUGCUACAUGGCCCAAAUGAAUCCACUGAUUGGCCCGAGACUAAAGCGUCAUGCUUUGGCCAUGAUUGCGAAGUCAUGGGGUAAUAAGCUUGUAGAGGGCUAAAAUGUAUCUACUAUGUAUCUACACAAAUUGCAGUUUAACUACGUGUUGUUGAAAAACUAUGUUAUUCCAAUAAAUUACCAAACAAAUAA